AUGAAAUCAUUAGGUACUCAAGGUAAAUUUUGGAAAGGCCUAAGUUGCAGUCGCUUAACAGCUAUAACAGAAUAUAGAACUAUGAGUCAGAUAUUACAAGUUCACGCCUUCCUCGGACAUUCUUUCUCAAAGAAUGAGAACUUAAUUCCGGACUCUCUAAAACACGAUUUAAUUCACCAACGAACCCAAAUCCCGUAUCAUAAUAUCCCAAUACAUAGAGAUGGUAUGACGGGGAAAGUAGUGGAUCCUGAUGUUAAUUUUAAACGGUCAUGUGCUACGGCUACAUCUUGUGGAAUAAAUACUGCCAACACUAGGGUUGAACCAACAAUUAUGAAAUCCAUCCAUGAAAUUAGUAAACAGGCUCUCCGUUCAACUAAGAUGGAGUUUAAUCUAUUGAGUUGUAUACGUAAAUCACCUGACUGUUCUGGUGAUUUACCAACUGUCCCUAGUAUAAUUGAUGAAUUAUUGAAAAUGGCUUCUGAGGAUGUGGUUCAGAAUUGGUGUUUUCCCAAGGGAUAUUUUCUUCGACUAACAGCUCAGAUAAGUGAAGCAGGAACUUUCUUACUACCCAAAAGAGAAACGAUCACGUUUCUUAAAAGACGAAUAAGGAGCUGCAAACCACGUGAAUCCUAUGCUACAAUAGAGGAUACUGUAACACCACUCCCGACCUUAACAAAAUUAAUUCAUAAUCCAGCAUUGCAUUGGGAUUUCGAGCUUGACACAUUUCAAAAACGUGCAAUUCUUUGUCUUGAAAACAACAAAACAGUAUUUGUUUCAGCACAUACAUCGUCUGGUAAAACGGUGAUUGCAGAAUACGCAUGCGCUAUUUGUUUACGUCGUGGUUCACGUGUCAUCUAUACAAGUCCAGUUAAAGCACUUUCCAAUCAGAAAUUUCAUGAUUUUAGGGAAAGAUUUGGUGAAAAUGUAGGACUAAUUACUGGGGAUAUCAAACUAGCUCAAGAAGCAUCACUACUUGUCAUGACCACUGAAAUAUUAUAUAAUAUGUUGUGCAAUGCAUCUGAGAUUAUCAAAAAUCUUGAAAUUGUAAUCUUGGACGAGGUACAUUAUAUUAAUAAUCCAGACAGAGGUUACGUAUGGGAACAGAUUAUGAUAAUGCUUCCUAAGCAUAUUCUACUAGUAAUGUUAAGCGCCACUGUACCAAAUAAUUAUGAAAUAGCUGAUUGGUUAGGACGUGUACGAGGUUGUGAGAUUCAUGUCAUCGCAACAGAUAAACGCCCUGUUCCACUGGAACAUUACCUAUAUACUGGCAUGACGGAACAAUAUACAUCCCACCUUCACCUUAUUGUAGACAAAGAUGGUCGCUUUAUAGAUUCAGGUUAUCAGGCAGCUUCUUUGUCGAAAAUUUUCGGAGGAUCAUCAUAUCGUACUCCUGCUUGUAGAGGGAAAGAUGCUUUCAUUAUGCAUACUAAAAAUACAUGGCUUGGAUUUGUUAAUUUACUAAAAGAACAAAAUCUUAUGCCUGCGAUAGCGUUUACAUUCUCUCGAUCAUCCGCUGAAACAUUAGCUAAAAAUCUAUCAUCAGUAGACUUAACAAGUAAAUCUGAAAAACAACAAAUUACGAAGUUUUUCUCUACAAUUACUGGUCGCUUAAGAAAAUGUGAUCGAAAACUUGCUUCAGUUAAAUUUCUUCAUGAUUUAACUAGAAGAGGACUAGCUGUUCAUCAUAGCGGGAUGUUACCUAUAUUAAAAGAAACGGUGGAACUUUUAUUUAGAGCUGGUUUAGUGAAAAUUCUUUUCGCUACAGAAACAGUUUCUACAGGAGUUAAUACACCUGCACGUUGUGUAGUCUUUACGUCGCUUGAAAAAUUUGAUGGUCAUAUUAAACGUUCUUUGGAUCCAAGUGAAUUUACUCAAAUGGCUGGUCGAGCAGGUCGUCGUGGUAUAGACGCCAAAGGUCUUGUAAUUAUUUUGGUUAGUACUAUUGGUAAAUCGUUAAAAUCAUCUGUCACUGGUCUACCGACUGAGAGUCUUUUGCGAAAUAUGAUACUUGGAAGACAAACAGAAUUAAUUUCAAGAUUCAGGGUCACGUAUUCUAUGAUUUUAAAUUUGCAUCGAUCAUCUUCACUAACUCCACAGGACAUUAUGAAGCGUAGUUUUAUGGAAGCAGCAAGUCAUCGAUGGGAGACUAAACAAAGACAACAUUUAUCAGUAUUAAAUAAAAAGUUAAAUGAAACUACUAAAAUAAUUUCACAUAAUAAUAAUACUGAUAAUAAUAUUAGUAAUAUUAUCAUCCAGACAUCAACUAUUACGAUUUCAAAAUCCAUUGAGGGUACUAGUGAUUCGUUUAAAUCUCUGAUUGAUAGUCUUGAUGUACAGGUUAGAUGUCCACAUAAUGGAGUUGAAUGCUGUGAUUCUAUAGGUCAAUACUAUCAAUUGUGUUACAAAUAUCGUCAACUAACAAAUUCAAUUAUUUCUACACUUGAUGUAAAAUAUGCGCAACGUUUACAGCAAAUUUUUUGUCCCGGUCGUUUAAUAUUACUCCAGUUAAUGGUAAACCAGUCUGUUUGGUUAGUACCAGCCGUUAUUAUAAAUUACCAUUGGAAAACAAAGAAUAAUAAUGCUGGAAAUCAAAUAAUGCUCAAUGUUAUUCUGUGGGAACUACCUGUUAAUUUACCGAAUUCGUUGACACUUAUCAAAAAACAGGAAGACGGACAGUCCUCAUCAGAAUUAGCAUUAGUAGUAUAUGGAAGUGAUACUGUCACAUCUGAACAAAUGAAUAAUAACAAGAAUACUAAUUACUAUGAAUAUGAUGAAAUUGAAGAGGAAAUUCUACGUAAUUCCAUUAAUGAAGGUAGAACGACAACAAUACCAGUUCCUCCACAUUUAAUGCCAGUUUUUGUGCCAUUUUCAUUAUGCGAUGGAUAUUCACGUUUAACACGUCAAUCAGUUCCGUUAAGUGAUUCGCUUGUGAGAAUCUGCGAUCAAAUUGUUACCUUCCAAGAUAUGAGAUACAAUCUAGUUGAUGACGAUAAUUCGAAAUUACCUUUGAGUACUUCAGAAAUUUUAUUACAAACCAUUAAACAACUAAUUAAUAUUCGGCGAAAAGAUGAUACUAAAUUGUUAUCUGUCGAUGUCAAUGAUCAUCAGCUUGAUCAACAUUUACAAGUUAUUAAUUUGGCACUUUUUAAUUGUGUAAAUUCAAUAGUACCACAAGAAUCAGCAUUAACAUCUGCGGUUUACUAUACUACUCUAAGAAAUACACCAAAACAAAUGGACUUUAAAAUGGAUUUAAACCUUGUAAUGGAUGACGAGGAUAUUUGCUUAUUUGAUGAAUAUUCCACGCUGAAUGAUCAAUUAACAAUUCCUCUUGCAAACGGCACGAUAACAGCAUUCAGUUCAACAAAUCUAUUGAAAUGUCCAAAUUUACUGCAACAUUUAAAACUUGUUCAUCAAACAAUUUGUCGGAAAUUUGCUAUUAAGAGUAUCGAAAAUAAUUUAGCCAAUUAUCAGUUACAACUUUCUAAUGAAUAUACAGGACGUUUGAGUGUUCUGAAAGAACUUGGAUUUAUUGAUUCGGCAACACAAAGCUAUUGCCUUAGUUUUAAAGGUUUCUUUGCAUGUGAAUUAACAAGUAAGGAAGUUUUAUUGACACAACUUUUACUCGACGGUUUUAUUGACGAUUUAUUGGCCCCUGAUAUUGCAGCUGUUCUCUCAGCGUUUUCCAAUGAACUAAGAGCACAAGAUCUUACUCCAGAAAAGACAACUAGCUAUUAUCUUGAAGAAUUAAUUGUUUCAAUAAAUCGUACUGCUUCUACUACUACUACUACUACUAAUUAUACAAGCAAUUUUAAUCUUCAUAAGGAUUUGGAAUGUAUUCCUCGUCAUUUACUUUUAGUAUUCAAAAACGUUUUAACUCGUGCCUAUGAGCUGGAAACAUUACAACGACGUCAUAACUUAACUGACCCAUAUUUGGAAAGUCGACUCGAUCUACGUAUAGUUCCACUAGUUUAUAAAUGGGCUAAUGGUUAUUCAUUUUCUGCAACCAUAUCAAAAUGUGAUAUACCAGAAGGUUCAUUAAUUAAAAGUUUACUACAAUUGGAUGAAUUAAUUCGUCAUAUUUCUGGUGCAUGUCGUCAAUUUGGUAAUCACAUUUUAAGCUUGAAAAUAGAUGAAGCCAGAGACUUAAUUCAUCGUGAUAUUGUUUGUUCACCAAGUUUAUAUGUUUUACAAGAUAUAAAAUUAGCCAAAGAUGAUUGA
This is a messenger RNA of Schistosoma curassoni, 4218 nucleotides long. Lineage: Eukaryota; Metazoa; Platyhelminthes; Trematoda; Strigeidida; Schistosomatidae. The record is from the annotation of a GenBank genome assembly.